Messenger RNA from Xiphias gladius (swordfish), 4178 nucleotides. RefSeq names its product proline-rich extensin-like protein EPR1. The record is from RefSeq and is a predicted model, not a curated record. The coding region runs from base 88 to 4143 and encodes 1351 amino acids. The transcript has 7 exons. Lineage: Eukaryota; Metazoa; Chordata; Actinopteri; Istiophoriformes; Xiphiidae.
CUCCUUAAAACUACCUGUGCAAAGGAGAGUUUAGAGUUUGCAGCACACUGCAGAGGCAAUCUGCCUUUGUGCUUUUUCUUUGUUCCAAUGGCGUUUGGUGAGAGCGUGGGCAGUAGGAUUUUACUAUGUUUAGGACUUUUUCUUGGGACUAGUUCAUUUUGCCAUUGUACCCCACUGACAAGGCUUAAGGCAUUGGAUAAACUAAGAGAAAACUUAACAAUUAGCCAAAGUCAACCUUCAGGAAGUGGUCUGCACCAUGGAAGACUCUUCAUUGGGCAAAUUACUCUACAAAAUGCUAAAAUCAAAGGAACCGUGGCCAAAAAGAACCUCCUUCAUGCUGAUACUGAUUACCAAGCAGACAUGGCUUGGCCAGAGCCCAAGCAACCUAAAGAACAGGCUGAUGGCUCUUCAAGGCCGAGGCCAAUCGAUUCAGCAGUGGAGCGACUCCUUAAAAUGGAACCUAAGGUGGAAUGUACAGAAGACUCCAUGAAACUUCAAGUCCAAGAUGCUACUUCCACUCCUGGGGGUCUAUUCUUUGUGGACAGGGGAAGUCGCCUGUCUCCUCUGCCUCUGUCAAAGUUGCCACCAAGCUGUGGUUACACCAUCAGGUCAACACGGAAAGAUUUGGUCUUAGUUGCACCCUAUGAUGGUUGCUUUGUUACUCAUGAGGAGGACAGUUACGUUCUCCCAUUGCAUUGGUGCGGCGUACCAGUGAGGAUGUCAUGCCCUUUGACGAGGCCAUCUUCACCUAAACCUCCAAUGGUUACCUGCCACGCUCAGGGCAUGGUUGUGAAAACAGAAUGGACAGUCUCUGUUGCUAAAAUUAAAGUAAAUUUGAAUGGUAACUGGGAGCCACUGAUGAAGGCCUCACCCAGAUGUGGGUUCAGUGUAGUUGCACAUCCUGAGGGUGUGGUCAUCUCUGUUCACUAUGCACUGUGCCUGGAGAAAAAGGAUGGAAUGUACACCCUUGCACUGGCUGGAGAUGGAGAAACUAAAAUUUCCUGUCCGUCACUGUCAGCAGUUCAACCAGAACCCACAAAAAGCCCAGCAAAGGGUCCAAAACAGCAAACUGAAAUGCCAAACACAGGAGUGCAUCCCACCACCCCGUCUCACAAUUCUGGUUCAGCUCGUUAUCAAACUCAAAGUCCUCAGUCUGCUCUUCCCCAGGUCCCAGGUUUUCCUCAGAACCCAGAGCUACCUAAUAAGAAACCAAAUCAGGGGCCAAAGGAUGUCAAUCAACCUCAGUUACCUUACUAUCCUUUCUACCCCAAUUUCUUCUACCAAUACCCAGACACUAAACCUACACCUACUGCACAGCCACUCCCUUCUCCUCUAACCAAGGAAAAUGGACUGCAGUCCAAACAAACUGUCAGUCAUCCAAAUCAGCCAAUGUCCCCUGAGGGACAAGUACCCCAACCAUUGAUUCCUUUACCAUUUUACCCCUGGCCAGCCCAACCUGAAAAUGUGCCUGUUCAAGAAGAACCUUCUGUACAGCCUCCAGCCACCCAACCACCUAAUGGCAAAGCGGUAAACCCUUUUUACCCUUAUCCACACUACGUUAAGCCCCCUAACCCCGAUGUCCCUCCUGCACACAGGCCUGAACUGGAACCUAUACCCACAGUGUCUUUCCCAGUUAUCCAAACUACUAAGAGCCAAAGACGACAACCUUACUACCCUUUUCCAUUUUAUCCUCAACCCCCAAGGCCUGAAACCUCCCCUACACACCCACCAGUAACUAAACCACUGCCAGGUAAAUUGGACGAACAUGUCCUUCCAAACCCAUUUAACCCCUCAUCUGGACAUCCUCAGAAACCUGUAGGACCACCUGCAAGCCAGCCUGAGGGUCAAGAACACACACCCUUUAUUCCAUUUCCCUUUUACCCUCAGCCACCAGCUUCUGAAGAUCCCCAAGUAGAACGACCUCUCCAUCCACUGUAUCCUGAAACCCCUGAAAAACCAUUACCUGAAAAGACUGUGCCCCCAGUUUCUCAGGAACCUCAGGGACAAAUAUACCAGCCAUUCUACCCAUAUCCAUUUUACCCUCCGUUUUGGCCUCCUGAUCCUUAUCAGGUGCACGUACCAUUCAAACAGCAAAUCCCUACACUGGCUCCAAAGGGCCAAGUACAACAACCUCUUAGCCCAUUGCCACCUGAGGUAUUUAAACCCAAAGUCCCUGGAAAUGUGUCACCCAGCAUACCACACCCAACUCCAGAGAGCAAAGAGCCAUCACAGCCUGAAGCCCCUCAGGGUCAGGUACACAAAUACCCCUUCCCUCAGCCAGAUGAAAAGCCAACCACUGUCCAACCACCACAGCCUGAAGCCCCUCAGGGUCAGGUACACAAAUACCCCUAUCCUCAGCCAGAUGAAAAGCCAACCACUGUCCAACCACCACAGCCUGAAGCUCCUUGGGGCCAAGUGAACCAGCUAUUAUACCCCUACCUAUUCUACCCCCAGCCAGAGGCUAAAAAUCAGCCAGCCGAGAAGCCAGCAAAUAAACCUUCUUACCCACAAUCAUCUGGUACUCCGGGUGCUGGGACUCCCACUGAAAAGCCAGUCCCAAGUGUACUUCCUCCAGGUGUAAAACCUCUAAGUGGCCAGAUGUAUUACCCUUUUAACCCUUACUACCCACUGCAACCCCAGCACCCUCAGCCUAUAACAUUGCCCCCUGCUAUCUCCAUGCAACAGCCACAACAGGUCACCAUUAUGCAACCUAGUAAUGGUGGUAUAGUCCCACAAGGCCCUCAGUCGAGCUCUCCUUAUAUGCCCCCUUUGUACUGCCCUCAAUUUUGCCCAUCUGGACUUUCUAAUUGCUGUCCACAAAUUGCUUUUCAUCAAUAUCUCCAUAUUGUUCCAGCUGACCGUGACCGUAAAGAUACUCCAGUCUAUCCAGUACUGCCAUCCCUCCCUUCAGUGGCAUAUUCUGGGUUUGGUAAUGGCCUGGCCACUGCUCCACUUCCUCAAAAGCCAACUGAAGCAAUGACAAUGAACACCUCCAAAACUUCCCCCUCUGUGCUCACUUCACUGCAGUCCCUUCCACCUGGAAAUGAAAAGCAACCAUAUCUCUUGCCACCAGAUGGCAACCCUGCUGUGCUAACUAAUAUUCCCAGGAAGCCUACAAAUCCUGACCUACCAAUUUACCCUUAUUUUGUACCUCAUUCACUAUAUCCUAAUUGGCCAUAUCCACCACAAAAUGAGAAACUGCAAAAUUUACUACAAAGCCAAUCAGCAACUCACUACAAUGUUCCCCCUAAACUUCAUACCCCAGGUAAUGACCAACUAAAUCCAAUGGUGCGAUAUGAGCCAUAUUACAUAAAGCCCCCAGAGCAGCAAAUGAGCCAACUAUCACCUGAGGACAUGAAUAAUCCCUCUGGUCCUAAUUUCAGGUCUUAUAUUGGAAAGGAGGAACAUAAAGCAAAGGAACUGCAGCCAUCUAACAAACCCACUGAAUCUAAGGGGCAGACACAUUCUAAAAUCCAAAGUGAACUUGAUCGUUUUCUGGUCCCUUACAUGCUUCAAGAUGCUGAAGCUCCUACUUAUAAUAGCUCCUCACAACCACAGCCAUUUGUGAGUGUCUCAAUGAAAUCCACCAAACAUAAACAGACUGUCCACCCCUAUUCUGAACCAAACAGUUAUGUGCUGCUACAGCAUGGCCCACCAGGUAGAGAGCCCAACAGUUUCAGUGAAUCCCCUUUGCCUUUUAGAGAUCUGGUUCGUGACACAAACUUCCUGGCACAAAAUCUUGUAAGGCAACACAGUAGUAAACCCCAACAUCCUCAGAAUUUAAAACCUCAGCACACCAAAGGGCUGGGGAAAAUGUUCAGCCUCUUACCUGGUAGUGAUAACUACAUGCCGAAGUCGGAGGAUGCAUCAGAAAGUUUGCCAUUGUUUGCAUCUACCUCGGAUGGUCCUCAUUUUGGACCUUUCCCACAGAACCCUUCUUUCAGUGCAGCACAUUUAAGGCCUGAAUUCCCCGAGUCAUUGAAGGACAUGUGGAAACCCAGUAGACCUCUAGGCUCUGACCAAACAAUUCCAGCCCAUGGUCCUGGAAAGACAUUUCAAAGAUGGAGCAAUGUAGCUGACCACCAAGCAAAUGGGCUGAACCAAGCCAUCCAGAGUGAAGGUGGAAAUCAGAAGCAGAAAUGAGCUGACUUGAAAGUGAAUAAACAGUUGAAACGGUA